Messenger RNA from Tricharina praecox, 1442 nucleotides. RefSeq names its product plasma membrane iron permease. The coding region runs from base 218 to 1264 and encodes 348 amino acids. Gene Ontology annotation, biological process: iron ion transmembrane transport. The transcript has 4 exons. Gene Ontology annotation, cellular component: plasma membrane; high-affinity iron permease complex. NCBI's taxonomy places the organism in Eukaryota, Fungi, Ascomycota, Pezizomycetes, Pezizales, Pyronemataceae. Gene Ontology annotation, molecular function: ferrous iron transmembrane transporter activity. The record is from RefSeq and is a predicted model, not a curated record.
GGGGGGGCACGCACGCUGUGUUCGUACACCGCUGGGAAAUGGAUGGAGAGCGCUGUGGUCCCACCCUGCCGUCCGACCGACCUGCUUACUCUACUUACAUAGCUGGGUCUCCAGCGCCCCUCCCAGAGCUCCGUAUCGCAACUGCUGCUGGAUAUCCUCCAAUCCUCCCUCCUCCCGUGCAACCUCCCAGAGAUCACUUCCAUUCCGAUCCACCGUCAUGGGGAAGAACGUAUUCACCGUUCCGGUCUUCUUCAUCGUCUUCCGCGAGACGUUCGAGACGUCUCUCGUCGUUGGGAUCCUCCUCUCGCUGCUCAAGCACACCGUGGGCUCCGACCCGGCGCUGCACAAACGGCUCGUGCGCCAAGUAUGGGCUGGGACGAUCGCAGGCCUGCUGAUCUGCCUGGUCGUCGGCGCAGGAAUAAUCGGGGCGUUCUAUAGUCUGCGGAAGCGCGAGCUAUGGUCCAAGAGUGAGGACCUAUACGAGGGGAUCUUCUCACUUCUCGCGUCGAUAAUAAUCACGCUUGUUGGCGCCAUGAUCCUAAGGAUCAGCAAGAAGCAGGAGAGCUGGCGAGCGAAGAUGAUGGCGAAGGGAGAGAGGGGACUCAAGGCGAAGCCCAGGAGCUAUGCUAUGUUUAUCUUGCCGCUGGUCACCGUGCUGAGAGAGGGCGUUGAGGCUGUCGUGUUCGUCGGCGGCAUUGGGCUCUCUGAACCCGCGUCCGCGUUCCCGCUCCCAGUCAUCACUGCGCUCAUUGCCGGAUCCGUCAUUGGCUGGAUGGUCUACCGCGGUGGCGUCACAGUUGGCAUAAAGUGGUUCUUGAUUGCUAGUACUGUGGUGCUGUACCUCGUCGCCGCAGGAUUGCUGAGCAAGGCUGCUUGGAGCUUCGAUAUGUAUGAGUUUGCCAAAGCCGCCGGCGGCGAAGUAUCCGAAUCCGGUGCGGGCCCGGGCAGCUACAACAUCCACCACAACGUCUGGCACAUCAACUGCUGCUCGCCCAAAUUUAACGGCGGCGGCGGCUGGGGAGUAUUUUACGCCAUCCUGGGCUGGCAGAACUCCGCCACCUACGGCUCAGUGCUGACGUACAAUUUCUACUGGAUCGUAGUGUCGGCGUGGUUCAUCAUCAUGCGUUUCGAGGAGCGCAACGGCAGGUAUCCGUUCAUGAAGGCGCGCGAGGCGCCCGCCUCGCCGUCGGGCAGCGAGUCGCCACCGCUGGGUGAUGUUGAGAAGCAGGGAGCAAAGGUUACGGAGGCUACGGAGGUGAAAUAGGAAUAAGGGUGAUUUGAUGGGUGGGAGAGGAUGGGGGGAUGGGGGACAUGUGUGCGUGGGUGAUAGUUGGUUAUGUCGAGGGUUUUUGAGACAGUACUUGUGUAAUGUAACCAUGUGCGAGGUCGCUUGAGCACAGCGAGUGUCAGUCCAUUAUUUGCCAUAUCAGGUGUCCACCCAC